UAGAUAGAGUUGGCUGUUCGGAGAAAAGGUGGGAGGAGUAUUAGGGUUUGCAAAUGGCUAUGCCGUUAGAAAAGAGAAAUAAAGUUAUGGAUAUGCCGAUCUACCUACAGUUUAUCGACGGUGACGUUGGAGGUGGGUAUCGGUGGUAUGUGAUCGAGGAGAAAGAAGCAGCAGCAGCAGCAGCAGCAGAUGUGUUGGGGGAGGAACGCUGGGUCCUUAAAAGUGAUCAAGAUAGAGUCAGAGUUCUGAAUCUUCCCAAACUAGAGGAUGGCCUUAUCAAAUAUACCAAUUUAGCAGUCGCCGAGUCCCGUUUAUUCCUCGUCGGUGGUCAUGUUGAAAGCAGAGGAGAUGAUGGCAUCCGUAUCGAUAAGAACGGAAUUCUCUACAUUGACUUGCAGCAGCCGAAUCCCAAGUCUUGGGAGAGAUCCAAAAUUCCAGUUUACACCAAUGUGCGUGGGGCGGCCGUUUCCGAUAACGGCGAUGAGAUCUAUGCGGUGGCAGAUGGUAUGGUGCUCCGCUUCAACUGCCGCCUUGUGGACAAUCCGAAACUCGUUCUCCCUUUGCCCGGUGAUCUGCCAUGGUACUUGCUUGCUGCAGCUGGGUCCGGGUCCAAGAUGCUCCUGUAUUCUCCUCCGCGCCGUGGCAUAUCGGGUAAUUUCGUCUUAUGUGAUUUGAAAUCUUGCUCUUGGGAGAUGAUCCAUAGCUUUUCCUUGGACACGGAUCCCUUUGCAGACCGGUUCCGGUGGUGGACCACCGGUGUGCUGGUGGAAGACUCGUUUCUGAUAGUCUUUGGACGUUGCCUUCCCUGGACUAGGGAAUAUCGUCCGGCAUUGUAUGUUUAUGAUAUUCGUAGGAUGGAAUGGCUCCCCAAACCAGUUCAGGGACUCGCAAACAAUGGCAUCGUCCUUCCCGACUUGAAUGGUUUAUGGCCUUUCUCUUACUCAGCGCUGAUGCAAGUCCGGAGAGAUGAACUCAAAUUGGCUUUGGUUUGGUCCAUCCCCAAUAACGACGACGCCGUACAGACUCAAGUUCAUUGGUCCAAAUUCAUACUCCGCAUCGAUAAAAAUGAUGAUAGCCAAGACAUUCCCCCAACCUUCCACGCUCAAGGCUUGUCUUCUGGAACCUGUUAUGGUGGCAAUACCUAUUUGAUCAGGAGCAGCGUUGGAGGAUAAGAUUGUGACUGCUGGAUGGCCAGGUUUAUCACAAGUUGUCUUUCAUGGCUGUCCGAUAUGUUGCAGUGGAGGGGAUUCUUCAGCUUCACAAGUUGCCUAAAUCCUUCUAGGACACUGUUCAUAUGGUGUGGAUCUUGCGGAACAGUUGGCAUCCAUGCUGCAGAAUGAACCUUAGUAUCACCAACUCAUGACUUAUAACAAGCUGAUCCCUAGCUUCCUUGAUCGCCUCAUUACCUUGGGGUUUCCCAGGACAAGAAUUUCCAAGGUCUCAACCUGAGCAGCUUUGAUGGAAACAAGAAUUAUGGCGUUGGAAUCAAGGAACAGAGUUGAAAUACGAGAUCUAGGCAAGCCGCUACACCUUCGGUGCCUUUCCCUUUUUCGAUAAAGAACUACUGAUAUAUUUGGCAGCAUUUCGAGUAACUCCCUCAACCUCGAGUUGUGCCAGAGUGUGUUUCCGGAGAGCAAAUUUGAUCUUGGCAAGGGCAGGGGUAUGGAUGUUUGCAUCAAAACAACUGCUAAAACAGAUAAAGAAGCUCAAACACUCUUGGCUCUAAUGGGGAUGCCGUUCAGAGAAUCUGGCCUUGUAACCGAAGUACAAAAGAAGAAGCUUAGGUUUCACCAUUUCAAUUGAAAGGGAACCGGAAGAAAAUGAGUUCUCACCUCUCGGAGAUAGGAUCAUUUUGCUGUUUAGUUUUGUAUUUUGCAAUGUUCAGUCACCAAAAACUGUCCCUGUAUGUUAAUAGUGUACAAUGAAAAAUGAUCUUAUUAUUGUUGUGUAAGUGUAA
This is a messenger RNA of Fragaria vesca subsp. vesca, 1957 nucleotides long. RefSeq lists its product as uncharacterized. NCBI's taxonomy places the organism in Eukaryota, Viridiplantae, Streptophyta, Magnoliopsida, Rosales, Rosaceae. Bases 54 to 1172 code for a protein of 372 amino acids. The transcript is spliced from 2 exons. The record is from RefSeq and is a predicted model, not a curated record.